ACACCGCAAAACACAGCAAAACAUGGUGGUCCCUAAUCGAGAUCUUCCGAAACGUCUUCCACUGCUUAUCCUCAAGGACAAAGUCCUGCUACCGGGCUCAUCUAUGAGGAUUGCUGUGAGAGACAACGCCAGUCUUCGAAUGAUUGACUCCAGACUUCUUCGCAAAGACACCUUGAGCAGUGUUAUCAUUGGUGUUGUUCCUCGCCGAUCGGAUAAAGAGGAUGAAGAGUCGCUGUUGCAUGCCACGGGAACUGCAGCUGUGGUAGUCCAGGUAACAGGAACUAACUGGCCAAAGCCAUUGUACACCCUGCUUGUAACUGGCCUCUGCCGAUUUAGAAUCGACAAAACAGUCAUGGAGGAGCCAUAUUUAAUAGCUGAGGUUACUCAACUUGACAGACCUACCGAACAGGAGGCAGAAAUUAGGAAAAAUGCAGUUUUGACAACCCUAGCUGAGGAGUUUCGACUGUUUGCCAAUGAAAUAGUUGAUAUGCUUGAUGGGAGAAUUCCUGUUGUUUCCCGACUAAAGGACAUGUUGAGUGGUAUUCCAGAUGGAAGUCUUCCUGACACGCUAACGUCAAUUGUGAAAGCUUCCUAUUUGGAGAAGUUAGAGAUCUUAAAUACUGUGGAUUUGAUUGAAAGAUUUAAGAAAUCCCUCCAUUUACUGAAGAGGCAAAAAGAGGGAAUGAAAGGUAAAAACCCAUUGAGAAGUGGUCCUGAAGUAAUUAACCGCAGGUUGUGGAAGAGUAAUAAUUCAAAGCGUGGUGGUAACAUGCUUGUACCAAAGGAUCCUAAGAGGGUAUCAAAACGUUUUGAUGAUGAUGAUGAAAAUGAUGAUGAAGAUGAUGUCGAGGAACUAGAGAGGAAAAUAAGAUCUGCUGAUCUACCAGAACAUGCUUUCAAAGUGGCUAUGAAGGAGUUAAAGCGCUUGAAGAAGAUGCCGCCACAGUUUCCAGAACAUGCUACCACUAGGAAUUAUUUGGAGUGGAUGGUUGAUCUUCCAUGGAGCCAAGAAACCAAGGACAAGUUAGAUAUUUCUCAAGCAAGGAUUGAUCUGGAUCAUGAUCAUUAUGGUUUGGAAAAGUUAAAGAAGAGGGUCAUUGAGUAUUUAGCUGUUCGCAAACUGAAAAACAGCUUGAAAGGUCCAAUCUUGUGUUUUGUUGGUCCACCUGGGGUUGGCAAGACAAGUGUUGGAAGGUCUAUUGCAAACACACUUGGCAGGGAAUUUCAGAGGAUUUCACUUGGAGGAAUUUGUGACCAGUCUGACAUCAGAGGACAUAGACGGACUUAUAUUGGAUCAAUGCCAGGGAGGAUCUUGAAUGCCUUGAAAACAGUUGGAGUGAAGAAUCCUGUCAUUCUGUUAGAUGAAGUCGACAAGAUGGGAAAGAGUCUUCAUGGCGAUCCUUCUGCUGCUUUGCUGGAAGUGUUGGACCCUGAACAGAAUUGGACAUUUGUUGACCACUAUCUCAACAUUCCAUUUGAUCUUUCACAAGUGUUAUUUAUAGCCACUGCUAACACCGUCAGCACGAUUCCUGCUGCCUUACUAGACCGAAUGGAGUUAAUCAUGGUCCCAGGUUAUACUCAGGAAGAAAAAGUUGCCAUUUCGAAGCGCCACCUUUUGCCCAAACAGCUAAAGGAGCACGGACUUACUGAGCAGGACAUUGAGGUUCCUGGUGAUUCACUGAAGGCAGUUAUUUCUAAUUACACUCGGGAGGCUGGCGUGAGGUCGCUCGAACGCAAGAUUGGUGGCGUGUGUAGAGCGGUCGCUGUACAGGUCGCCGAAGCUACCAGAAAUGCUUCAGAGAAAGCUGAGGAGAAAGCUGAAGCGGGCAGUAAAGAAGACUCCAAGGAACUGAAAGACAAGCACAAGAGUGAUUCCGCCCAAACAGCUGAUAAAAAGGCCUUUUUGGUCACUGAAAAGUUCUUGGUAGAUGUUUUGGGGCCUCCUAUAUUUGAAUCUGAAGUGGCUCAGAGACUCUCAACUCCAGGCGUUGCUGUUGGUUUAGCAUGGACAGCCAUGGGUGGAGAGAUCAUGUUUGUAGAAGCCACACGGAUGGGCGGAGAAGGAAAAAUAACUUUGACUGGACAGCUCGGUGACGUCAUGAAGGAAUCUGCGCAGUUAGCGUUAAGCUGGUUGAGGAGCCGCUCAGUCGAGUACUCUUUGACAGCAGAAGAUGGCGUGGAUCUACUGGAGCGCACAGAUGUUCAUAUCCAUUUCCCAGCAGGCGCUGUUGGUAAGGAUGGUCCGUCUGCUGGUGUCACUAUUGUCACCGUUUUGGUCUCGUUAUUCAGUGGCCGGUGCACUCGGUCUGACACAGCCAUGACUGGUGAAAUAACCUUGAGAGGCCUUGUUCUACCGGUUGGUGGAAUCAAGGAAAAAGUAUUAGCCGCACAUAGAGCUGGACUGAGGAGGGUGAUAUUACCAAGGAGAAACGAAAAGGAUCUGUCGGAACUACCAGAUAAUGUGAAGGACGAGAUGACCUUUAUCUUGGCAAAUCGAGUCGAGGACGUUUUGCGUGCAGCCUUUGAUGAUGAAUUUCCUGGCAUGGCACAAGCCACCAGUAGCAAACUGUAGUAAACUGGAGAACAACGUUUCUAAAAUAACACAAGCAAGGACUUACGGUGUUUGGUUUCAAAAUCGCUAGGAUCAAGUUGAACUUCAUGUCGCUAUCCAGGUCACCAAUACUUGGAUACUGCUUACGAAACCUUGAAGUCAUCUUUAUCGGGAGAUAGAAUCUGUUGUAUAAUUUUGUGUCGUGCUAUUGGUCCGCAAUAAUAGAAUAUUUUAAUCUACUGGGAAAUUAUCAAAGGCUGUUUAGGAGUUUUUGUCAAUGGCUCUUCGGUGAAGAAAGGUUUUGCUGGAGAGUGACGACAAGAACAAAAAAUUAUUGAUGUAUUCUAAUAAGAAUGAAGUAUUUCUCGCAAUCUCUUUUCCGUGUUCUUCUGGAAGUCCAGUCCUUGAACUUGCCGUCCCUCGGGCGCUCUGUAUGUACUGUAGAGGUUGUACUCCGGCAGGAGAAGAGAAAGUCCACGAUAACUUGCUUGUAGCCUGCGUAGCUAGCGUUCCCUUACGAAGAGUUUUUCCACAUUCUGGCCGCGCGUAAACUGGAGCGCGUUAUAAAAAAAAAAAAAAAAAAA
This is a messenger RNA of Orbicella faveolata, 3135 nucleotides long. Its product is annotated as lon protease homolog 2, peroxisomal-like. NCBI's taxonomy places the organism in Eukaryota, Metazoa, Cnidaria, Anthozoa, Scleractinia, Merulinidae. Gene Ontology annotation, biological process: protein catabolic process; protein quality control for misfolded or incompletely synthesized proteins. Gene Ontology annotation, molecular function: ATP-dependent peptidase activity; ATP hydrolysis activity; serine-type endopeptidase activity. The record is from RefSeq and is a predicted model, not a curated record.